Molecule: messenger RNA, 1075 nt
Organism: Camellia sinensis
Lineage: Eukaryota; Viridiplantae; Streptophyta; Magnoliopsida; Ericales; Theaceae
Product: putative E3 ubiquitin-protein ligase RHA4A
Biological process (GO): protein ubiquitination
Molecular function (GO): transferase activity
Source: RefSeq, a predicted model, not a curated record
UUCAAACUAACAUGUUCUUUUUUUUGUAACAUCAUUACCAUACUCGCAAAUAGAUAUUGCUGAUCUAAAAAGUUCCUCCUAAUCUCUCUAACCAUUAACAAUCUUAACAUUAUUUAUAGGCCUUUUUCCCCAAGCUCAUGCAUGAUUAAAUGUCUCUCAACCCUCUCUCUCUCUCUCUCUAUACACAUAAGUAUACUCAACAACGAGGCCCUCUUGCUCUCUAUCCUAUAUGUAUUGUUUGAGAUCUCUUGGGAGAUUAUCAUCAACGCAUAAGAAUUGAUGGGUCUUUCUCAAAAUCCAAGCCCUCCUGCUCACCUAUACUCCCAAGAACUUCAACUUAGGCUUUACCAAGCUUUUAUAUUUUCAAUACCAAUCCUCUUUUCCAUAAUUUUGUUUCUUUUGUUUUAUUUGUUUUACCUCAAGAGGAGGUCCUCUACCCUCUCUUCUCCUCCCCCAAUACUUCCAAUUACUCUGAAUCAUCAUCAUGCUGCUACUUUUUCCCCCUUGCUGCAUACAAUCAUUUUGCCAGACAGUGGAGUCAUAGAUGCAUGCAGAGUGCAAGUAUAUACUGCAGAGAUGGGGUUGAAGGGAGAGCUGAGAGAAAAGCUUCCAGUUGUCCUGUUUGAUGAAGGUUUAAGGGAGAAGGACUCACAAUGUUGUGUUUGCCUGGGAGAAUUUGAGAUGAAAGAGGAGUUGAAUCAGGUGCCAUCAUGCAAGCAUGUGUUUCACGUCGACUGCAUCAGCCACUGGCUCCACUCCAACUCCACUUGCCCACUCUGUAGAUCCUCCAUUAAUCCCCACCCACCGCCACCCACCAAGCUCAGCCACCCACAGGAUGGUGAUACCACCACUGCCCACCACCACCACUACCGAUGGAGGCCGUAUUCACAACAAGAGGAUCAACCACAAGAAGCAGAAAUCGGUUAUGGCUCAAGUAUCACAAAUCAUGGUUAUUCAUGAGGAGAACAACCAUGGUGGUGCUAAUAUAUAUGCCAGUUAUAGAAUAUCCCAUGUACUAGUAGUAGUAAUCACUAUAUCAGUAGUACAUGCUCAAGGAAAAGCCCAUGGAGUUGAA